Molecule: messenger RNA, 819 nt
Organism: Paramuricea clavata
Lineage: Eukaryota; Metazoa; Cnidaria; Anthozoa; Malacalcyonacea; Plexauridae
Source: the annotation of a GenBank genome assembly
GACCGGAACUCCAAGGGAGGACAAGCUACCGUGUCCAUGAUGUACUCUUGGAUUUUGCUCGGGCAGAACUUCGAGCCACAGGUACACUAACUGAUGUCCAGCGCUUGUUCGUGAAGACCCUUCGUGGCCAAUGCGUGAACGGUGAAUGGGAUAUUACUUCGAGCACCUGCCAAAAAGACUAUUAUUUCAAGUACCUACCCUAUCACAUUUUCUAUUCCGAACAAUAUAAUGAAUUACUUCAACUGUUUUUUGACUUUUACUGGCUAGAACAAAAAGUGAAACAGAUCGAUUUGCCCGCCCUAAUAUUGGAUUUUCGUAUCCUGGACACGCCCUCGCACGAAAUUAAGCUUCUUAAAUCGUCGCUGAUGUUAUCUGCCGACGUUAUCGAAAAAAACCCAGAUUCUAUUGGUCCGCAACUGCAAGGUAACACUAUUUUCUAAAUUCAUUUCAUUUUCUCAAAAGCACAUACAAGCCUUCAACAUUAUUGCGCUAGUAUUAUAGAUAUAUAGUAACAUUUUAUCACGUAUGCUAAAACUCUUAUAUACUCGUGUUCUAGGCAGAUUGCUGUCCUAUGUAGACGAAUACCCGAGCGUGAACAAGCUAUUAGAUCGCGUCCGUGAAACGUGCACGAAGACUUGCCAUCUUUUACCAUUAUUUUCCUGCCUCCAACCUGUAGGGCCAUUGGUAAAAGUAUUUACUCGGAACAUUAAUGCUAGCGUAUAUUCAUUAACAACGUUUAACAGUUUAACUGGUACCAUUGUCGUUUCUGGUUUGGAAAACGGUUUGGUCAAGCUCCAUCAACUCGAAGCAGGUAUGUAG